Molecule: messenger RNA, 4696 nt
Organism: Phlebotomus papatasi
Lineage: Eukaryota; Metazoa; Arthropoda; Insecta; Diptera; Psychodidae
Product: zinc finger protein 236-like
Exons: 6
Coding region: 345-2717 (790 amino acids)
Cellular component (GO): nucleus
Molecular function (GO): zinc ion binding
Source: RefSeq, a predicted model, not a curated record
AAAAAUUUUUAUAUACCUUUCAAUCGAAAUCAGCCGAAUUUGUCCGACGCUCUUCAGAGUUUUGUUUAUUGUGAGAAAAAUUGCUUUUUCCCGCGGAAAAUCACUGUUUGUGCCCCCAAAAGUCUCUCCGUGUAUCCCGUGGGCAGUGUUUGUGUUGUGGUGGUAGUGCUGUGAAUCCCAGAGUGGGGCAAAUUGGUGUUUUUGGGGGCGACAGCGACACAUAACCUCACAAGCUGUGAGGGGGACCUUGGGAGGGUUUUUCUGUGGCUCUCCCGGCAGCUGGGUGCUCCGGGAAGUGUUUAGUGGACUGGUGGGGUGUGCGGGAAGGUCACCCGGGUGACCAGAUGGCGAAAAUGUCAGAAUAUCGAUGUGUAAAUUACUAUGAACUGUGUCGCUUGUGCACUGGAAGUCAUGGGACAAAGGUGCACAUCUUCUCGGAGGAUGGGAAGAAGAGGAAUCUCUUCAGCAAGAUCACCGGCUGCCUACCCAUUCAGCUGAGUGAGAAGGACAAGCUGCCGAAGAUUGUGUGUGGGCAGUGCCUGCAGCAAGUGGAAUCCAUUAUGGAGUUCCGGGAAACUUGUCAGAAUGCCCAGGCGAUGCUGGAGAGUUGUCUCAAUUCCUCCAAGUUGCGCAACGAGGGUAAGGUGUACAUUAAGGAUGUUGUGGCAAAGCGCAAUGUUCUGCCAACAACGCCGGCUCUGGUGACUGUGAGGCAGGCUUCAGUGCCGAAUUCCGUGAAGACAGUGUCUGCCAUUCCGGCCAGCAAUGUCACACAGAUUAGCACGCAGAACAGUGACUUUCUCAGCAGCAUCAUCCAGGCCGUGGGCAUUCCGUCCGUGGAGGAGGGUGCUCUGGAGCAAGCCACAACGCAAUUGACGCCUCAGUAUACGCUCACCCUCGAUGGACAGACACUCAAGGCUAAUCCCAUUCAGUACAAGAUCAAGGAGGACCCGCCAACAGCUACUCUGGUCACCACUGAGCAGCAGCAGCAGCAGCAAUCUGCAUUCGCUCAAGUUGAUGAGUUUCUGAAGCUAAAGACAACAACACAAAUCGGCUCAACACAAAUCACUCGGCGAACAGUCAAAGCAGCCGUGAAGCCUCCAGAGCCUCCGAAGGCCAAAAAGCCCAAGAUUAACUUGGUUCUGGCCACGCCCACAGCUUCGCAGCAACAAGCGAAAGUCGUCACGACGCCCUCUAUCACCACAACGCCCAUGGCAGUCAGUACGAGUCCCACGAAAACGGUUCAGCUGCAGGACCUGAAGAUCUUCUCGCCCACCAACAAAUGCUUCCUGCCCAUCACAUUGAAGGACGGCAGCUCGGAUCAGCAGAUUCUCACGCAGAUUGACACCAAGAAUAUCGUACUGCCCACAGCUUUCCUGCAGAUGAAGCUACAACCGCAACUGACGACAGUUGAUGGGCAGCCUGUUGUGCAAUUGACUCCUGCUGCAAUUCCCACGAGUUUAUCCAUCUCUUCGGCUCCGCAGACCGCUCAAAUCCAGACGGCACAGACGUCUACGGUGUCCUCGAGCCUGGCAGAAGCUGUCCAAAAUGCCGAGAUCAUCUUCACGACGUCGUCAGCGCAAUUCCAGCAGCAGACACAGCAGCAGGUUCAACCGGUAAGUCAGGCCUCAACUGUGCGAAUUACUCCGCUUUCGAGUCCAGUCUCUAGCAGUCCGGCUGUUCAGAAGGCUCCACCACCCGCCACAAUCACCAUCCAGACAUCUCCUCCCAAGCCACAGAUGGCCAAGGUUACUCAACAACAAGUUCAGCAGCAGCAGCAGCAGCAGCCCAGGAGGAUCACCAUCACGAAGAAGGUCACACAAACGCCAACAACUCAAGUGCAAAUAAAGACAGAACCUGGAAAAGUCGCAACAUCGGCUGCAGUUGUCACGACAGCAUCUGCAACGACAACAACAGCAACAACAACAACCAGCAUCCGGACGGCUAACAUUCCGCCCAAUUGCACCACUUGUGACACCUGCGGCAAGACCUUCAAGCGCAAGGAGCAUCUGAUUCAGCAUCUCAAGCUUCAUGCUGGUCUCAGGCCGUUUAAAUGCGAAGAAGUUGGCUGCAACAAGACCUUCAGUCGCAAGGAGCAUCUCAUGAGGCAUGUCGUAUCGCACACGGGCAAGAAAAUGUUCAGCUGUGAAUUCUGCCACAAGUUCUUCUCGCGCAAGGACAACCUCAAUAAACACAAGAGAACCCAUUCUGAGUAUGUGAACAACGGUCCGUUCUACUGCGAAAUCUGCCAGAAGAGUUUCGUGGUGAAGAUGUACUACGUGCAACACAAGGCGAUGCACGAAAAGGACGGCACAGCUGGAAGUGUUGACGAUUCAAAGCCGAUCGCGACGUUGGUGAAGAAGGAGGCGGAUGAUGGAACGCAGGCGUCCAAUGGAGCGGGAGAGAGUGGAGUUGAGGCUGAAGAUGUGGGUCAGAGUGGUGGGGAGCAGGAUGAUCAGGGAGCUGAGGAGCAGAGUGUGGAGGAUUCGACGAUGGUCGUGAGUACGACACCAUCGAGUCAGGCCCAAAUCAUGCAAGUACACUUUACGCCCGUGACCUCGGGUCAGGGAUCUGGGGGAGGGGGAAGUGGGAUGGGAUCUCAUGACACAACAGUCCUUACUUUGCCCUCAAACAUCUCAAAUUUUGUCACUCUCAAUUCAACUCAAUUUGUGGCAUCUUCGGAUGUCAUGCAGCACUUUAAGAUUGAGAACAACUGAAGGGUGUUCGCGAGGGAGACAAACACCACUCAAAGUGAUAUAAUUUUUCUUCAAUCUUAAUGAAAAAAUUUUUACACAAUUCCCUUCUGUUCCUCUGACUUCCUUUGCGUGGAUUAUUAUCUCACGGAAAGGAAGCGAAGGGAUUGAUGCUCUGUUCACGAUUUGCAGGAUAUGCUACGGGUUUUUGAAGAAGAUUUUUUUUCAGCCAAUGGGAAGUGAGAGUGAUCAAUAUGGCUGACACUUUCUAGCAUUCUAUUAGCUAAUACACUUCUGUCAAGUUUGACAGUUUUUGCGAGAUGCAAAGCUGGAAAAAUUUGAACAGUAAUGCAAACUAUACUGAUGCAAAAAGAGACGAUUGACGCAUUUUUCUUCCUUUCGAAUGUCUUCGGAGAAAUAGGAAGAAAUAUCUCCGAAAAAAAAUGGAAAAAUAGUAAAUGAUAGAAUAGCAAGCGAGAAUUUGUAUACAAAAAAAAUCACAAUUAGACUGGACACACAUAAGAAAUGCAAUCAAAGCUGUCGAGAAAAGGCUAACCAAAGAAAAGACUAACCAAGAACCACUGAAGAAGACACGACAGGUGUCGAAAGCUCUGGUAAAUUGUGUGUUUUACUUUUGGAUUGCACUCAAUACACCGACGCUCACCGGAAGGACAUUCUGUCCUGAAAUAAGAAUAUUUUUGAGAACUGUCGUUAGGCUGUUUGUCCUGUUUGUCCGUCUGCGCGUCUGUCCGUCCGGGUGUUGUCAGCUCUAGAGGCCAAACGCUGAGAGAUAGCGAAUUGGGACCUUUAAGCAACCCCCCAAGAAGUCGCCCCAAAGAUUGUUAAUAUGCCCCUCAUUUCUUGCUCGAAAACGCGCCAUGCGUUUUUUUUUUCAUUUUUGUAUGUGUUUUAGAGGUUAUCCACACAGAAAAAAAUAUUUUGUAAAAUUGUUCGUAAAUGUUUGUGAAAUCCUAUGGAGGACUUACGAAAUGCUCGUGAAUCGUAUAAUCCACAAGCAAGUUCGUAAAAUUUUGUACUUUUUUCACAAACAUUGUUCGUAAAAUGAUCAUUUGACGAACAGUUUUUGUACUUUUACAAACAUUUGUUCGUAAAUGUUCGUAAACACACAAAAAAUGGGCUCUAUUCUGCGAAUAAAGAUAAAGUUUCAAAUCAAAAUAAAGAUUUUAAAAAUUUCAAGAUUUGGCAUUCUGCGAUCUUGGAUAAAAAGUCGAAGAAACGCAAAUAAAGAUUUCAAUAUCCUAACUGUCACUCAUGCCUUGUCAUUUUGGCAUUUUAGUCAAUCAAGCCGAUUUCUUGGUAGGAGAUAUUUUUUCUAGUUAAUUUUCACGACAAGGAGUGGAAAUUUUCUUUUAAAAUUGUGGUGGAUGAGGAAAGUCUUUCGGGUGGUAUGAAUUAGCUUAUAAAAAUGACAACUUUAAGUGGAAAAGUCCUAGAAAUAAUUUCACUUUUCUUACACUUCUUAGGUACUUUGAGAAAAAAAUAUUUCCGGAACAAAUAGAGCUUGAAAUUGAUUGAACACCAAGAAAUCAGAGGGAAUGUUUUAUAAAUUUUAGACGAUUGGAUUAAGGUGCAGAAACCCCGAAUUUCAUGUUCAAUUGUUUUUAAUGUAGAUUUAUGAGUGCACUUUUUGCAAAAUUUCUUAGAUGGAUUUACCGGUUUAAGAAUCAGGAAACAUCUCGCAGAAAAAUAGAGUUAGUUAGUCAAAAAUAAAAUUUAGACUAACUACAUACAGAGAUGCAAGGGAUCCCUUCAACUUCAAGUCAGUCAUAGAGAACCCAGAUAACUCUCAGCUACCGGUUCAUCAUUGUCAUUGUCAUUAGAUCGAAAAAUAAUGAUCAUUAUAUUAUAAAACGUAUGAGGUUCUAGAUCUAGACGAAGAAAUUCCUCUAGAUCCUAAACCUGAAGCUUCGGCACAUAAAGUACCUGUAACAAUAACGAGAGCUAGGAUUGUGUAGGAAGAAGACGACCAUAAAAAAAGAAAA